Messenger RNA from Talaromyces stipitatus ATCC 10500, 1765 nucleotides. Its product is annotated as opsin, putative. Lineage: Eukaryota; Fungi; Ascomycota; Eurotiomycetes; Eurotiales; Trichocomaceae. Gene Ontology annotation, cellular component: endoplasmic reticulum; plasma membrane. The record is from RefSeq and is a predicted model, not a curated record. Bases 602 to 1276 code for a protein of 224 amino acids. The transcript has 3 exons.
AAAAAAAAUGACUGACUCUUGACAUCAAUCCGUCCAUUGGUGGCCAUCUUAUGUUCUCCUCAACAGAACAGGUUUUUGCUGUCCCUAUACAUGUCCAGUGGGGGGAAGCCAGGGAUGUAUCAGCGAAUUCAAAAAUGCUGAUGCCUGGAUUCGGAGACUCAUGGGGGCCAUGAGCACUACCUCGUGACAGGAAUCAGAGUCUCAAAUGGGGGAGGAGGAAUGUAGAAUGAGUGGCGGGUACUCUCUAGCCAAGUAGAUGAUGUCGUCAUGUUGCCUCGUCUAACUAUAUAACAUGAGACUCCCAAUUUAUCCUUCAUUUUUAUUCUGUACUCGUCCACCCCUCUCACCACAUCACCUUGAUCAAAAGGAAGAAAAUGAUUGUUCCCGGCAUGGAAGAAAUACUCAAGCACACGGCAACAUUGCCCACCUCAACUCCCACCGUCGGUCCUAUUCCGACAGUGAUUCCGGGAGACUGGCCUGUCGUUCAACAUAUCCAUGAUACCGGAAAGCGGACACUAUGGUGAGUCAAUCACUAUACCAAAGGUCUAUGACAGAGAUCCAUGGGUAUUGAUACCGAGUGCUCAGGGUCGUCGUCGUCCUCAUGGCAAUUUCCGCUCUUGCCUUUUACACCCUCGCUGCCAGAGUUAGAGUGCAAUCCCGCCUCCUCCACACCCUGACUGCCCUCAUCACAACAGUCUCAUUCCUAUCCUACCUGGCAAUGGCCACCGGCGAAGGCGUAACCUACAAACACUCCAUCGUCCACCAUCCCCACAAGCACGUCCCGGACACCCACCAAGAAUACCUCCGACAAAUCUUCUGGGUGCGAUAUCUCAACUGGAUCAUAACCACCCCUCUGAUCCUCAUCAACAUCGCCCUCCUAGGCGGAUUGAAUGGUGCAAAUCUUGUCGUUGCCAUAUCCGCCGAUCUCAUCAUGUUUGCUGCCGGAUUGACGGCUACAUUCUCGCAUGAUGAGCGCCGAUGGGUGUGGUACACGAUUACGAUUAUCGCUUUCUUGACGGUCGGUUUCCAAGUUGGUGUCAAUGGAGCUCGAUCCGUGCGUCGAGGAGCUGACCAGCACCGCGCAUUAUUUACUUCGUUUGCGGGUGCUAACCUGCUCGUAUUCUUGCUGUAUCCUAUUAUCCUCGCUGCAUCCCCUCUCAGCCAACGCAUCAGUGUAGAUGCCGAAACCGUUGCUUGGGCGAUCCAUGACAUCUUGACCCAGGGUAUUUUCGGCUACUGGUUGCUCUUGGGUCAUGAUAGUAGCGAGACUGGGUAAGCUCUUUCUCUUCAACUUGGUUGAAGUGCUGAAAUUCUUAACGCUUUCUAGACAACUCUUUGUCGACGGUUUCUGGUCCAAUGGUAUCAACCACGAAGGCGCAAUUCGCGUUGGCGAGAAUGACGGAGUGUAAAUCAGAUGUCCGCUCCUGAAAGCUGUCGAUACUGGGUCUUAUCGACAUUACAUUGAAGGGAAGAGUUAUUGAAACUUGAGAAAGAUACCGAAAACAGUGUUAUCGACGUCAGGAUAUGGUCUGGUAAUUAUACCAGUCGCGAUGUGACGGUAUAAUCGUAAGUACAUGGAGGAGAGAUGGAAAAAUGCAAAACUUGCUGUAGUAUCAAGGUUAAAGACUACCUUGCGAUGCUGUGUUGUUUCAACCGAGACGUUAAAACCAUUCAACUAUUAAUCGAAAAUACGGGCUAUGAAUUAUGAAAAGUAUGUUACUCUAGUUACCGAUCAAAAGAAUGAAUUGAAUUAAUCAUCUAUGGG